Molecule: messenger RNA, 859 nt
Organism: Opisthorchis viverrini
Lineage: Eukaryota; Metazoa; Platyhelminthes; Trematoda; Opisthorchiida; Opisthorchiidae
Exons: 3
Coding region: 1-777 (258 amino acids)
Source: RefSeq, a predicted model, not a curated record
AUGACUUUACACUUUGUAGGUGCAAAGUGCAUACCAAACGAUAGGAUGACUUUGGUCAGUUCAUCCGAAAACACCUGCACCUUCUCCUCCCCUUCGAAAAUGUCGUCUGCGUUUUCCAGCUCGACAAGGGGUGCCUCAUUUACGCACCUUGUGUUUUAUUGCAUUAUUUCAACAGCCAUCGCUGUGUCCCUUCCUUUUGAGAGCUCCAGCUUCUCCAGGUCCCUCUCCUGGUCCACAGAUCAAUCGAAACUUUUGAAGACUCCCAAGAAGCAUACCAAACUUGUCUGUCUUCGUUUGUAUACACAGCGCAAAUUCCAAGGAUCCUGGUCUGACAUUUGUUCGAGCAAUGAGGUCCUUAUGGUGCAGAGUAUCUUCAACACAAGAUCGGUUUGUGCGCCUCAAGGGAAAUGGCCAGACUCAAACACUUACUGGCUCUUGUUCGAGCGGCCAUACUUCAUCGGGUCCUAUGUGAUGCUAUCACCAAAUGACUGCGUUCGUAAUUUACAGAGCUCCUUGAGUACAGUCGGAUCCGUGCUGAAGUGCACAUCCUCUGGACUGAAAAUUAGCUGUGUGUAUCCUCCAAAACCAUGGCUAGGGUUUGGGUCGUAUAGCCAAACCGAACUAGAAGCUCAAGAACAAGAAGUGGAAGGUGUUAAGUCUGAAAUCAGUGCGAGCUGGUCAAGGACAGGACAAGGAGAACCUGAAACAAAGUUCACCUCUGUGGAUCUAAGCAGUGUGGAACAGGGAGGAGUCAGCUGGAAGCUUCAGGACAGUUAGGCCUCGCUUUGAAUUUUACAGUAUUGCAACUAAAACUUGUCGUUAUUUGACAGCUUUUAAACAGUGACACUUUCUACGCUCA